Archocentrus centrarchus (flier cichlid) is the source of this 9293-nucleotide messenger RNA. RefSeq names its product serine/threonine-protein kinase WNK1-like. The record is from RefSeq and is a predicted model, not a curated record. Gene Ontology annotation, molecular function: protein serine/threonine kinase activity; ATP binding. NCBI's taxonomy places the organism in Eukaryota, Metazoa, Chordata, Actinopteri, Cichliformes, Cichlidae. Gene Ontology annotation, biological process: protein phosphorylation. The coding region runs from base 619 to 6423 and encodes 1934 amino acids. The transcript is spliced from 29 exons.
CUGUGGCGCUUUAGGCCGUAAGAAAGACCCGCCUAGCUAACGCUGGCUAGCUGGGUAACCGUCAUUGCUGUGGUAGCUGUUCAACCGAUUACACCGGGCGAGCGCAUCCGGUGUGAUGUUAACCACUCAGGGAUGGAAACGGGACCUGAAUACGUAAUACUGGACUGGAGCAAAUUCAGACUGUCAGCUCAUCCUGCCUUUGCCUCCACUGGAUAGUUUAGUGCCUGUGCCUGUUGUAGGCUGUGCAUGUUUGUUCCUCACCAGUGAUUCCUUAUGCUUGAUCGACACUGCACCCUGUGUCUUACAGGAUGGAUGGUGUGGACUUAAAGAGACCUGUGUAUCAACAUCAGCACUUUGUGUUCUGCUGCAGUGUUCAGUCCCUUUCCAUUUGUAAGAGAACACUUCCCAUCUUGCACCUUCAGUCCCCGAACUAUAUUUAUAAAGACAGUUUUUGAGUGAUCAAGAGAGGAGAGCUGUAGAUAGACAUUGUAAUUUGUUUUUUUCUUUUUGAAGGACUGUUAGCUAUUGCUUAGAUAAGCCAAAAUGGCAGACAUGAAAAUAUCUUUAUUUUAAUUUUUCAGUUAUUGUACCUCCUUAACUCUUAGUGUGAGUGGUGGGAUGUCGGAAAAGCCAGACGACAAAAUGGUGAAGUUCCUGGCUCCCCCUCAGAAAAGUGGAAAUGGUCCUAGCUCUGGUUCAGAUUCGAUGAUUGGUGAGGGUCGGCCAGAAGUGAGACGUCGGCAUCACACCAUGGAGCGUGAUCGAUGUAACCCUGAACACCGUUUUUUACGCCGCAGUGUCAUCAGCGAUUCUAAUGCCACAGCUUUGGCCCUUCCUUUACCCAGCAAGAUCCCCAUUGCUACUCCUCAACUGGUUCAGCCACGGGAAGCUGCCCCCCAGCAGCAAAAGACUGCUGCUAAUCAGUUACUGAAGGUUGAAGCAAGUUUACCUGAAAAUGAGAAGUCUGUGGAUAGUGAAAGAGGAGAAGAAGGAAAAGAUAUCGAAAUAGCCAGGGUGGGUGUAGUGCUUUCAGAGCAAGGGCCUGCAAGAGCACGUGAUAUCUGUGAUGGGGAGGUGGUAGUAGCGGCUCACACGGCGCUCAGCUUGGGAACAGAAUUACCAAGUCAAAUUGAACCUGAAAGCGGCACUGAGGUGAAGGCACAUCACGAGGAAGACGGGGAGGAGGCAGAUAAGGAUGCUAAGGCCCGAGCAGAGGCAGAGCAACGAGAAGCUGAGAAAAAAGUGCAAGAAGACAUCGAAGAGGCCGAAACCAAAGCAGUGGGGACAUCACCUGAUGGACGGUUCCUGAAGUUUGACAUAGAAAUUGGACGUGGCUCCUUCAAGACAGUCUACAAGGGCUUGGACACAGAAACCACUGUGGAGGUGGCUUGGUGUGAGCUGCAGGAUCGUAAGCUCUCAAAGUCAGAACGGCAGCGCUUUAAGGAGGAGGCUGGGAUGUUAAAGGGACUACAGCAUCCCAACAUUGUUCGCUUUUAUGACUCCUGGGAAGGACCCUCCAAAGGCAGGAAGUGCAUUGUGUUAGUCACAGAGCUCAUGACUUCUGGCACUCUCAAAACAUAUCUGAAGCGGUUCAAGGUGAUGAAAAUUAAAGUGCUGCGGAGCUGGUGCCGACAAAUCCUGAAGGGCCUCCACUUCCUUCACACUCGAGCUCCUCCAAUCAUCCAUAGAGACCUUAAAUGUGACAACAUUUUCAUCACAGGCCCCACAGGGUCUGUCAAGAUUGGAGACCUGGGACUGGCCACACUCAAGCGUGCAUCCUUUGCCAAGAGUGUUAUAGGUACCCCUGAGUUCAUGGCGCCUGAGAUGUAUGAGGAGAAGUACGACGAGUCAGUGGAUGUGUAUGCCUUUGGAAUGUGCAUGCUGGAGAUGGCCACCUCAGAGUACCCUUACUCAGAGUGCCAGAAUGCUGCACAGAUCUACCGCAGAGUUACCAGCGGGGUGAAGCCAGGCAGCUUCGACAAGGUGGCCAUUCCUGAAGUGAAGGAGAUCAUCGAGGGAUGCAUUCGUCAGAACAAGGAUGAGAGGUACUCGAUCAAGGACCUAUUGAACCAUGCCUUCUUCCAGGAGGAUACAGGCGUGCGUGUGGAGCUGGCAGAAGAGGAUGAUGGAGAGAUGCAAGCUAUUAAGCUGUGGUUGAGAAUUGAGGAUGUUAAAAAACUCAAGGGAAAGUACAAAGACAAUGAAGCCAUUGAGUUUUCUUUUGACCUCAUCAAAGAUGUUCCAGAGGAUGUGGCUCAGGAAAUGGUUGAGUCGGGCUAUGUGUGUGAAGGUGACCACAAGACCAUUGCGAAGGCCAUAAAGGACAGAGUUUCUCUAAUCAAUCACAAGAGGGCACAGCGGAAGCAGGUCAGAGAAGAUCAGGAGAAGAGAAGGCUGGAAGAAGAACAGCAGUCACAGCCCCCACAGCAACCAGGCCAACAGUCUGGCGUGGAGGUGCCUCAGUCACAGCCGGUGCCACAGCAUGUAUCUUAUGUCCCUCCACAACCUAACCAACACAGCUCACAGAUGUCUGCCCAACCAGCAACUCAACAGAGUGUUCAGACCACUAACUACAACACUUCCCAAUCACAGGGAGUCCCUUAUGUUCCCCAGUCAACUGGGCAAAUCCCAGUACCAGAACAGAGUGUAGCUGCCAUUCAGCCAGAGUCCGAGGAGCCUGAGAGUGACCAACAGCUGCAGCACACUGGAGCUUGGGACAUGGGAGACAGACUAGCAGGUUCCUCCGUUAUUCCUGAGGCUCAGCCUUCUCAGCCUGGGGUAUCCUACAGCUCUCCUACCAGUCAGAUGCAGAGUGAUCAAACGCAGCAGCAGCUGGCAGUGGGUGUUCAGCCGGAAGUUGUUCCUGUUCCAAAUGCCAACCAGGCUGUCCCAGUGACACCUGCACAGUACGGAGUUUACUACCAACCAUCGCUACCCCCUCAGAUUCCCUCCCAGCAAGUGGCAAUGGCCCCAUCUUCCCAGUCUUCUGUUCCCCAGCAGCAGCCAGAGAGCACCAGUUCUCCACAGAGUUCUGCACAAUCACAGGCACAGACUGGAGCUCAGCAUUUACAGUCUUGGGCCAAUGAUCCAAGUACUCCUAUCCUGUCUCCACCACUCAACGCUGAGCACCUAUACUUCCUCUAUCAGGCCUCAUGUCUCUCUGUUGUGCAGGGUCCUGUGAGUGUUCCUCAGUCCAUACCAGUGGAGCAGCCAGCGGGAUCUGUUUCCCUAAUACCACCAUCUGUGGAUAGUUGCCCGUCAGAUGCAGCUUCAGGUCUUAGUGAUGGUAAUGAUGGAAGUUCUACAUCGGGAGGCCGCCAUGAGGGCCGCUCGCUGAAGCGGCACCAGCGGCGAUCUGUACGCAGCCGCUCUCGCCAUGAGAAGACUGCAAAGGCCAAGCUAAAUGUUCUUAGUAUUUCCAAUGUGGGAGACAGAGUAGCAGAGUGCCAGUUGGAAACUCACAACAGGAAGAUGGUGACCUUCAGAUUUGAUCUUGAUGGAGAUAACCCAGAGGAGAUUGCCCAGAUUAUGGUUCAAAGUGAGUUCAUUUUGGAGACUGAAAGAGAAUCAUUCAUUGAGCAGGUCCGUGAAGUCAUAGAAAAGGCUGAUGAGAAAGGAGAGGGCAUGAAGGAAGGCUUUCCUCAGAUGAGUGACCUUCAACAACAGCCUGAUUUGUCAGUUCCCAUGGUACCAGGUAUUUCUCCUAGCACUACAGCUCAGGUGGUGCAUUCAGCAGGACGAAGGUUCAUUGUCAGCCCAGUGCCAGAGUCUCGACUUAGAGAGCAGUUCUUUGGAGGAUCUUCUACUAAUACCUCUGUUGGAGAAGAGCCUGCCACAGCUCCUUUGGCAUCAUUGGGCCUUUCUCUCUCUGCUCCAUCAGCAACUCUCCAGCAGGCUUUCAGUGAAAUGAAGCAGGCCUGUCUACAGAAGGGCAAAACAUUUGAUAUCCCUUGUACUGAGCAAGAAUCAGGCACUGCCCAAUCCACUGAGUCUGUCCCAAGCUCUAACAAUAUCCUGACAUCUCCAGAGUCUGUAGCUUCAACCACUACUGCCACAUUUCCUUCUCUGAAAUCUGAAACAUCUUCACCACCUCCGUUAGCUGGGAGGGUUUCCCCUCCACCAGCAUCACUUCCGUCCCAAACUGUAGGGAGUGACUCCAGUCCACCACCACCACAGUCCUCCCAUGAAACGGCCCCCUCACAGUUUCCACCAGCUGCUAACAACCCUCCCUCAUCUUCCUCCAUUUCUCCUCAGUCUGCACAGCCCUCUGUCCCUGCAGUACCUGGAUCUCAGUUAAGCAGUACUUCGAUCUCAUCCAACAGUACUGGAACUGUUCCAGAGCAGCAGCCUUUUAAUAGUGCUGUUACAUCUUCUCAGCCAGUGAAUUCAUCCAGCCAUGCAUCACAGAAUACAACCCAGCCCCCACCUCCCACCAGUCAAAGCCAAGUCCAACAGCAGCCAGUGGAGUCAGAAGGGGCUGAGAUCCAGACCAAGUCCACUGGCAUAGAUGACAUCCACACCCUUGAACAGAAGCUACGGUCCCUUUUUAAAGACCAGAGCUCUGCCUCCUCAGCAUCAGUGGAUCCCAGUCAGAAUGCAGGGACCUCCUCUCCUCCCACUGGAACUUCUUCCCCUCCACCUGGACUUGCACCUGCCACUGCCCCUGUGCCCCCUUCUAAUCUUCCCCUCACCUCUGGGGCACAGAGUGUUCUGGGCCCCACAUCCACUCCAGGACAGGUUGUAACAGUGACUGGACAUGCCCAAACCCCUCCUACUAAGCCCAGAGCACAGACUUUGCCUGGGGCUUUUGACCAAGCUCCUACACCUCCAUCAGACCUUGUGCCCCCAUUUCCUGGACCAAAUCAGCCACAGCAACCCCUGGAUAAUUUGGAAGCCCAGUUGAGGAGAGCUCUAAGUCCAGAGACAGUUCAGGGAGGAAACAGUGUCACUCUUGGACGUUUCCAAGUCUCUGUUGCUACUGACUAUGCAUCCAGCAGUGUUCAAGAUCCAUCCAGCGUUGUUUCCUCUUCUUCCCUGACAUCAUCCUCGACGACAUCCUCCUCCUCCUCUUCUGCCUCCUCCCCCUCCAGUCCAGAAAAUACCCUCCACCGGUCAUCUCCUCUGCCUGAAGGAAUCAGUGAAGUUAAUGCUGUGGAUGGGAGGUCUUCUGUUUCUGCUGGUCCUGCCAGUCAGCCCACCACUAUCGGGCGCUUCCAAGUAUCCACAAGCACCAGUGCAACAUCUGAGCCAGCCACUGGCUCUAAAGUGGGACGGUUUUCAGUCACAGUGACCCCUGCUCCAGCAGAAGGCUCCAGUCCAACACAUGACUGCAGUAUGCAGAAUGGACCAUCAUCCUCAACCUCUGAUUCUCAUAUCACACAUCGCCAUUAUAGUAGCGGGAAUGAUGAUGACUCUGAGACUGAUGAUGAAGCUUUGCAAAAAGAAAUCAGCCGUCUGAGGGAAAAACAUAUGACGGAAAUUCAGGCCUUGCAAGCUCGUCAGAGAGAGGAGAUAGAGGCCUUGUUCACACGGAUGGGAAAAACUCCUCCUCUUUCUGUGUUCUCCCCCGCUGUGGCCAUGCCCGGAGGACGACGAAGGCUAAAAAACAAAAGCCACAAAUCUGGUCGCAGUAGCGGACAGCCCAGCCCUGUACGCUCAGGUCAGAGCCAUGGUUCACAGUCCCCUCCAAAGCAAAGUUCAGCCUCAGCAACAGAGACCUCAGAAACUGCAGCAGAGGCAUUUCAGUCAGUAACCGGGUCACAACAGCUCAUGUCCUCUCCAUCCAUGCCAAGCCUCAGCAAUUGCUCCACAGGAUCAAGUGGGACCAGCUCUACAAAUGGUUCAGGCCACUUGCAGGCUGAGUGUACUUCCCUGUCCCAGGCCACUGGGCUCCCUCCUACUGCCUCUCACACCCAGAAGGGCAAAGGCACCUUCACUGAUGACCUGCACCAACUGGUGGAUAACUGGGCCAGAGAUGCCAUCAGCCUCUCCCAGUGCAAGAGAGGUCCUAAAACUGGAGCACAGGCAGCUCUGGGACAUGAUAUCAUCCCUCCAGCCAACAUGGGCCGUAAAUUUUCAGCUCCAGGCUAUCUUGGCCCAACACAUUCCAGCACCACAUCUACCACUGCCACUCACCUCCCCAACCCAACCAAUCCCUCUGCCUCUUUGGGCCCUCGUAAAGGCUCUCUGGGUCCGGUUGCCCAGGGGUAUGGAUAUGCUUCAGCCCCGUACAGUACUUCCCAGUGGGCAGGACCCACAGCUACAUGCCAGAUCAGCAUGCUUAACCCGGGACAGCCGCUAACACAGUACCAGCCAUCUACAACAACCUCAGUAACCUCUCUCCACCAAAGUUACCCAGUGGGAACUACAUCAGCCCCCCAGAAAUCAGUCACCCCUGGAGGGUCCAACCUGAGGCCUACGUAAUCCAGUCUGGUCCAGGCUGAGAUGGAAGGCCACGCAGGGCAGAGGGACCAGUCGUUGCUUGAGAUCCACAGACUCUUUGUGGUUUGCUGGCUAGCUGGCUUGGUAUUGAGCAUUUUAUUUCAACUUUUAUCAUAACGUAUUAUUUCUGUAAUAACUGACCUGUGUGGUUCAAGUCCUCUCAGGCAGAACAAAGUCUGUCUGGCAAUUGGAGGGAGAGUGCAAUACACACACACAGCACAAAAGUCUCACACUUAUCCUGCCAUUAGCUGUGGAAACGAGCUGUGACGAGGUGGUUGGUUGUGUCCGACAUAUCGGCCCAAAGGCACAGCAGCCAAAGAUGUUGCUGGAGAAUCAGACCUUUUGAAGGGGAAACGUUAGUGAGGGAUUGUGGUUCAUAUCCUUAUUUGUCUGGACUUUGCACUGAGCUGGGACUGAAGAUGGUUCCAGUAGUGCACACAGCAUAUACAUUGAACUGGUUGGGAUGACUUUGGAGGGCAGGUUAAGUUGUCUUAGAGAAUGAAGGGAGAAUGUGAGUGUAGAGAAAAGUGGGACAUCAGAGUGGGAUAUUAGUUUGUCCCAGAUGGAUAAGCAAUGUGAAUGGUAGAGUUAGGAGAAGAAAGACUUGGAAGGUUAGGAGCAUGAUAAAUGGUUGCAGUGUGAAUACAUCCCAGUAAAAUGCAAUAAUAGCAGAGUAGACAAACUGCCCCUUGUAACUGUGGCCUUAAUCUAAAAUACAUUUAAACAUUGGCUUUGUACAUAGACAUUUCUUCACUGGGUUAUGAUUCUAUGUAAAACACGUUUAUGUCUCUGUGAAAGUCUGGUGUCAUUGUGUCUAUCAUACAAAUUUCUUAUAUUGAGUUUAUUCAAGCAAGUGGAUCUGCUAGAUAAACACAGUCCUGAUGUUGACCACCAUUCAGAGAACUGAAGAGGUGAUGCUGCUGUAGAUCACAAUCUGAGUAUUGGGUGAUCUUUGUGGGCUGUUCUUUUUUUUUUUUGUUGUUGUUUUGUUUUUGUUUUGUCCCCCCCCCAUCCCCCAAAGGGACACAUUAAACCACUAAACUUAGUGCUUAGCUGUGAGAUAUGUGCAGUUCAGAAUCUGUUUAUAUCAUACAAAGUAAAAAGUUUUGCUAGGAUAGUAUUUGAGGGUUUCACUCUCUGAGGGGAGCAAGACCACUUCUUCACCCUUUUAUUUUCUACUCAGAUGGUACACAGUACAUAUAUAAACAGGUUCUUACUAAAGUCAUACAUCCCAAAAAAUAUUUCUACCCAUAACAUCUAGCUGUGGCCUCUGAAAUCACAAGUGUCUGGGGUUCUCUCUUUCUGUGGUCUGUUUUUGUAUGCGUAUAUUUAAUAAACAACAAUGUUCUUUAUGGACCUGUAUUCAGCCAUCAGAUUUUGAUGUUGUUUCACUGUAAUUAUUAUUAAAGGUUGUUAAACAACAUGUAGUUAAAGGAAUAUAAAAAAAAAAAGUGCAAUUGCAGGGUUGUUAUUGGUAUCCUUCACCGUGCAGGAAUAAUCCUGCAGAUUAUUAAGCUUGUCUCUUUAUGACUGCCCUGCCCCCCCCCCCCCCCCUUUUUUUUUGUAAUCUUAUUGUAUAUAUUAUAUGAGGUAAAUGCUUUCACAUUUUGCUCUCACUAGCAUAUGCUUGUUGUGACCCAUUCUAAAUGCACAUGCACUCUAACCUGUAAACAUGAGGAACACUUUUGUGCCUUGCAUCCUCACUAAUGACAAGUUCCAGAUCCAUCCAGUCCUGUAGCUCUGACUGUACUGCAGAAAACCAGUUUACGAAACCAGUAUACAGUUUAAUCACCACCUGACAGCCAGGUCAGAGCAUGCAACACCGAGGCAGGCGCCACACGCGGGACAAAGAGCACACUGAGUAAAGUGGACAGUUUUCUUUUCUCUCUGCAGUUACCUUUGUGUAUCAGUUGUGUAUUUAUAUUUGGGACACGUGUGCACGGAUUUGGCCGACAUUUGUUUUUGUGGGUUUAUCAUUAAACCGUUUCAUGGAGGCACUUGUUAAGGCACCGAGUGAGCUGUGCAAAGGUUUCAAAGCUGUUGCGCUGACGCCACCUGUCUCACCACCUCACACUAGUGCCAUGCUGUCAUUGUGACUCUUCGCCUGCUUGUAGAUUGAAUGAAUAGUUGAACUUCUCUAGAGAAAAAAAAGUUACUGCAAUGCAGAAUAUGCAAUGUUUUGUAGGGAAUGAGGGGUAUUGGACACAUUUGCAUGCUGAUGAGGGUUGUUACAGACUUCAAUGUUUUUGAUAUUGGAUUAUUAGUUUGUUUUUGUUUUGUUUUUUGCCUUCCUUUUGAGUGUUGAUCUGCUCAAUUGCUAUUCAUUAAUAUCACAGGCACAACUUCAGUAUGAGACUAUCAGUGUAUGAGUUCUGCAUGCCGGCUUUACUGGUGUGCAAUCUUACAAAUGGCAGCCAUCCCACCACUGUACAGCACAAGCUCCCCACAAGAGGUUAAGAUCCAUAUGCUACUUUCCUAUAUCAGUAAUUAUCAUAAAUCUUUCACAGUACUGUUUGAGGCUACUGAUAACGCAGUUAUACUCUUAUUUCUGAUCCCUCCUUACUGACUUCCUGUGAUCCAGUGUCUGUUUUGUGUAUGUUUUUCACAUUGUACAAAACUUAAAAAUAAAAAAUAAAUCGGGUAAAAGGCAUGAUUAUGGGUAUAUUUGUCAAAAGUUAGAUCUAGGUCAUACGAUUUUAGUUAAGUAGAGGCUUGAAUUUUUCCUUAAAUCAAGUUUUAUUUAAAAUGUUUAGUCCUAAUUCAGUCAAAACAAGGCCACACUAAAGGAUGAUUAAGGGAUUAUCUAUCACAAGUCUCAUCAAUUCCUUUGAUUCAUCUAAAAUGUCACCUUU